AAGUACUCGAGUAGUGUGUUUACAUUUUACAGGGUUGGAACAUUUUAUUGUGAUCGUAAACAUUAUAGUUGUGUUCGUUAACAGUAAUAAGAUUAUUCAUCUUUAGUUUCGUUAUUCCUAAAAUGUCUUUCUUUAAGAACGUAACUUCUGGAUUUAAUAUUCGCAGUCGCGAAACAAUUCUCAAGGAAUCGUUGAUAAACAAUUUGUCAGAAUGCGUAAAAGACAUACAAUACAAUAGCCAAUUUGAAGAAAAUUUUCACAGUGUCCUUGGUUCUUCUGAUUCAACAAAUACACUUUGCAUGGGAUUGGAAGCUAUUUUUUUACAUGGCUUAAAAGAUACGUUUCUACUAAAAGCUAAAACUGUUAUCUCUGGUGAACUUGAUCGUCCCCAGUCCAGCUUUUGGCCGCUUAUUUUAGUUCUUUCUCAUCGACAGAAUAUUGAUCAAAUUUCGUCAUUACCGCAAAUAAAUACCGAAAUAGGGCAAUGUCGUGCCUGGUUACGAAUAGCCCUUAACGAGUGUCUUUUAUCAUCAUAUAUGGCUACGCUUAUAAAAAACAUAUCAGCUGUUAAGCCUUUUUACAAUAGGAGUGCAUUUGUUUGUGAUUCUGAAGUUUUGGAAGUAGCACAGAAAUUAAUACAAGGUUUAGAAACAUGUGUGCAAUUUAAUCUUCCCAUAAAUUCAAGUCUUCUCAAUCAAUGGCCUGAGCAAGUUCUGAUGCAAGCUGGUAUUUGGGUACCGACUCUGAAGGUAGCACCAAUUUCAGCUGGUCUCGAUGUGGCCAGCACUUUAUCUGAUGAAACUAAACCUAAAUUGGCAUCUACACCUAAUAAAUCUUCAAAUAUUACUGGUUUGGGUAAAAUGUGGGCUCUAAAUGAAGAUGAAGCAUUAGACUUUAUAUUGUCUAAAGAUUCUUCACAAUUCUCUAGUAGAGACAAAGAGACAAAUGUUGUAGAAGCUACAGAAGCUAAACCAGAAAUGGAUAAUACUAAUGUAAAAGAAUCGGAAGAACUUGACUUGAAUGAAGAGCAACAAGAUCAAUCACAGAUUUAUUCUUCAUCAGUUAAUUCGGAAGGGUUUGUGGCCCCAUCUGAUGUUAUUAUAUCAGGAAAUUCUAUUAGUGGCAAAGGCUGGUCAAAUGAUACAAAUGAUGAUAAUGUCUCAAUAAAUUCUAAUUCUUCUCAUGGGAGUAGUAUGAUAAAAACCCCAGAGCUAAAAAGUCUUUCCUCCCUUAUAGACAACUCUAAUUUAUAUGGAGAUAUGAAUACUAACACUCCCAAUUUAAGAGAAAUUAUGAAAGACAUUCAUAAAGAAUUAAAAAUAACUGUGGAAGACAGCAAUGAGUGUAAUUUGAAUGUGGAGAAUGAUACACCAGAAGAUCCAUCACUUCAUAGUUUAGAUUUUGAAAUAGUAUCAAAUUCAACAGGUUCCUUCACAGUCCCUGAAUUACACAAAAUGAUGAAACAAUUAGGACUUUUAUCUAGAGAAAAAGGUCUCGAUAGCCAAAAUUAUCAAUGUAGAGGAUGUCAAGAUCUUUUAGGCAGUACAGUCUCCAAGGCAAAAGUUUGCGGUUUUACUGGGGAAUAUUACUGUUCAAACUGUAUGGAUUCAAAUGUAUUUAUAAUACCAGCAAGAGUUAUUCAUAAUUGGGAUUUCAAAAGAUAUGCUGUCUCAAAAAGGGCAGCGCUUUUCCUCUUGGAAUUUCAACAUCAACCUUGGAUAGACAUGAAAAAACUAAAUCCAAAAAUAUAUAUGGGAGUCUCUGAUAUGGCGCAUUUGCAGGAAUUGAGAAUUCAAUUAAAUUUUCUCAGAGCCUAUAUUUUUACUUGCAGAGAGCCAGUCAUAGAAGAAUUGCAAAAAAGGAUAUGGCCUAGGGAGUAUUUGUAUGAUCAUGUUCAUCUAUACACAAUAUCAGAUCUUGCACAAAUACCAAAUGGUUCUUUGGUUUUGCAAUUGGAAAAAGUUGUAACCCAUGCAAAAACCCAUGUGUUAGACUGUUGGCUGUGUAGUCAGAAAGGUUUCAUCUGUGAGGUAUGCAGAGACCCAAAAAUAUUAUAUCCUUUUGAGACAAGUACAACAUAUAGAUGUGAUGAAUGUUCUAGCGUCUUUCACGCAAAAUGUUUAAAUGAGAAUAUUCCAUGUCCAAAAUGCAAAAGAAAGCAGGAAAGAACCAAUGACUCAUCAUUAGUUGAUGCUCUUCACAGUUUGAUGAUUAAAUAGAAAUAUACCCAUUCACAUUUAUGGAUUGGAUGAGAUAUGCGUUAUUGAAAAGCAAUAAAAGACAGUGUGAAUUGAAUGUAUCUUUUGAUUACAAGUUCAAAUUAAACACAUUGUAGUUUAUUGAGGGGUUGAUGAGAGAUAAAUGCAUUUGUGAUGAAGGUCCCAUUAUAUUACAAUUGUAUUAUUUUAAAACAAAUUUGUUAUUAACAAGCCAUUAACUAUGUAAUCAAAUAUGUAUUGGUGAAUCAAAAUUUUACUUAUAAAAAAAA
Messenger RNA from Zerene cesonia (dogface butterfly), 2488 nucleotides. RefSeq lists its product as uncharacterized. Lineage: Eukaryota; Metazoa; Arthropoda; Insecta; Lepidoptera; Pieridae. The record is from RefSeq and is a predicted model, not a curated record. The coding region runs from base 123 to 2219 and encodes 698 amino acids. The transcript has a single exon.